Messenger RNA from Bactrocera oleae (olive fruit fly), 7797 nucleotides. It is a transcript of the gene Lk6, whose product is annotated as Lk6 kinase. NCBI's taxonomy places the organism in Eukaryota, Metazoa, Arthropoda, Insecta, Diptera, Tephritidae. Gene Ontology annotation, molecular function: calcium-dependent protein serine/threonine kinase activity; ATP binding; calmodulin binding. The record is from RefSeq and is a predicted model, not a curated record. Gene Ontology annotation, biological process: protein autophosphorylation; intracellular signal transduction; peptidyl-serine phosphorylation. Gene Ontology annotation, cellular component: cytoplasm; nucleus.
AAACUUAAUAAUAAUAAGAAAACAAGCAAGGCAUAACUAGUGACAGUUUACUAAUGAUCCUUAAAGAUAUAUAAAUGCAAGGAAUGUUAAUGUUUAUAUAUCAUUUGAGAUUUUCAUCCCUUUCGUUAACGUAGGCAACACCAGUGUGGCGGCCAUUCGAGAAGUUUGGCCGACGACAAUGCCGAAUGCGCAAUUGGUUUUCAGUCGGAAUUUCAUCAUCGAUAAGUCUGCGUGGAAAAUGGAGCGGUAAUAGCUAAAGGAAUAACAACAGCGAAAAACGCAAAGAAAACGGCCUUUUGUCCGCUAUUUCAGCGAAUUUUUUUGUUAAAAGCAAAAAUUUACCAAACGACGACUUCUACCACUGCAACUACAUCCACUCACUACCACCAAAAUCACUAUCAAAAAAAAUACAUCCAAGCAGUAGCAGCAACGUUGACGUGAGCAGAAUUUUGUAAUGAAAAAAAUUAAUGGUCAAACAGAAUUAACUGCCACAGCGUAUACAGCUAAAGCACCAGCAGCAAAAACACCCGAAAAAAUAUUUCCAAAAUUAAUCAUAUUGAACACAAUAGAACAUCAGGAGCUAGAAAUUUUGCAAUUUAUUCAACAUCACCAACAAGCAGCAGAGAAAAGUCAAAUUAGCGUAGUAGGGGCGUCAGCUGUAGCAGCACUUAAAACGCAGUCGGACGAAGCAUUUAUUGAGCCGACCGCGGCAGAGCUAGCAGCAGCGGCAGCGAACGCAACAGCAGUGAAAACUUUCCAUAUUGAAAUUUUAAAUUUACAAGAAUCACUGAAUUCUUCGCUUAAUUCAUUUGAGAUUAAUGCGAAAUCUUUUUUGUGCUACGUUAUUUGACUGUUGUUAGUAGAACACCAAGAAACAGCAAAUAUCAGCUUCUCCGAAUAUCACCAGUUUUAGCACUAAAAAAAAACAAUAGCAACACGAUUGUUGCUAGCAAUAAAAUACAUCAAAUAUUUAGCUUUAAUAGAAGCGAUCGUAUUCUUACUUGAAAUCGAGUACCAAUCUAUAACAGAGACGCAGGACGUAUUCGCUAUUAACUACAAUUUAAGGACACCAUAGUUAAAAGCGUAAAAGAAUAUCGAGGGGAUAGUUUGGGAAAUUUUAAGAGGCGUAAAUUUCCUGCACAGUAUUUAAAUACAUUUUUUGUUUUUUUGACAAAUCAUUAUUUGCUGGUGGAAGCCAGUACAACCAGGAGCUAUUAGUACUUUAAUGACUCCAUCCACCAUUUUGAACGAAUAACAACGCUUGAGUAACAUUCACAGCUGCAGCACAGCUAAAAGUCAACGAACACCCGAACCACUCGGAAAACGAAAAGGUUGAAAAGAGGAAGCAGAAGUAGCUGCAGAAGAUUGACUGACAUUCGGCGUUUAAUUGGAAAAGAGAAGAAAAUUGAGGAAAGGAGGUAAACCAAGAGAAUACGGAAUAAGCGAAAUAAACAAACAAAAAAAACUUAAAUUACGAACAUAAGCCAACAACACAUAGGAACGACACAGCCAGGCCAGACGGAAACUGGUGUUGCAGCCAACAAGUCGGAGCGAGCCGAAGUGAUAGAUAAAAAUCCACAGAUUGUGGUAUAGGCCGCGAACAAUUGGGCGAGCAACUGUUUGUAGAUUUAGCAUCAAAGAAGGAAUAGUUCAGUUGUGUGUUCUUUGAACUUGUACGGGUUUGUUGUUUUGGAAUUUUGUUUCGGAAGCAACUUAAUUAUAUAUACGCGCAAACCAGUAGUUGCUUAAAGCCAGUAUUCCUAACAAGAAAAGUUACGGCAGUAUAAAAAAAAACAUUUUUUUUUUUGAAAACAUUCAAACCCAAAUUAUAAAACUUUUGCAAUACAAAAAAAAAAAUAAAAUUAUAGUCUGUACGAGAGAAGUGAUUUGUGCUAAUAUAAUAUACGUGCAUGAGUUUUGUUUUCUUUUUAACUUGAGCGAUUGAUUGCCAAUUUAACAAAUGCCAUUUUGAAAUUCUACGCUGACAGAAAAUUACCUAAUAAUUAUUUUUCAAAAUAUAUCGGCAAUUUAAUACCGUAAACAAUAUAAAACCACGUUAAACCCGAAAACCGCAAACGAACUAAUUGAAGAGAGAAAAUGGUGGAACGCAUAUUGGAGGAAGAGGAGUGCAACAGCUGCGCCCCAGCUGCAUCUACCGUUGCCAGUGGCUCCAAUGUUAAAACGGACAACAAUGGCAAAGUAAAUAAUUCUGCUGGUAGCGGCAGCGAUAGUGGUGUAGGCGGAGGCGGCACUUUCUCUACGGACACCGAUAACAGCAGUCAAUCAGGCGGCCAUAAUGAAAUCACACGCUAUAGCAGCGAAGAUGUUUCGGGCAACGAGUCCAGCGAGGCGCCGAAAAUGACGGAAAUCGAACGUCAGGCGGAACUCAAUCGCCACAAGGAGGAAAUGCAAAAGAAGCGACGCAAGAAGAAACGCACCAGUUCCUCUUUGCAUUCGUCAACAUUUCAAGAAUUGUAUAAACUGACGGGCGAAAUCCUUGGCGAAGGCGCUUACGCUUCUGUACAAACAUGCGUAAACAUCUACACCGAUUUGGAGUAUGCCGUGAAGGUAAUCGAUAAAAUACCGGGACAUGCGCGUGCGCGUGUUUUUCGCGAAGUGGAGACAUUCCAUCAUUGCCAGGGACAUCCGGGCAUUUUACAAUUAAUUGAAUUUUUCGAGGAUGAUGAAAAGUUUUUUUUGGUUUUUGAAAAGAUUAAUGGCGGCCCACUGUUGAGACGCAUUCAGGAGCAGAUUUGUUUCUCAGAACACGAGGCAGCGCAGAUUAUCAAGGAAAUUGCAUCCGGUUUGGAUUUUCUGCACAAGAAAGGCAUUGCGCAUCGUGAUCUGAAGCCGGAAAAUAUUUUAUGCGUCUAUCCGGACAAAUUGUGCCCGAUUAAGAUAUGCGAUUUCGAUUUGGGAUCGGGCAUUAAAUUCACCACAGACGUCUCAUCGCCAUCGGCAACACCACAACUGCUAACACCAGUCGGCAGCGCAGAAUUUAUGGCGCCCGAAGUUGUUGAUCUAUUCGUUGGCGAGGCAAAUUACUAUGAUAAGCGUUGUGAUCUGUGGUCACUUGGUGUUAUCGCAUAUAUUUUAUUGUGCGGCUAUCCACCAUUUUCGGGCAAUUGUGAAGAGGAUUGCGGCUGGAAUCGCGGCGAGAAUUGUCGCACCUGUCAGGAGUUGCUCUUCGAGUCCAUACAAGAAGGACGUUUUUCCUUUCCCGAGGCUGAGUGGGAGGAUGUAAGCGAGGAGGCCAAAGAUUUGAUACGUGGUCUACUUGUCAAGGAAGCGCCAAAGCGUCUAAGUGCUGAAGCAGUGCUAAACCAUUCGUGGAUCAAGUUUUCGGAGGAAGAGUCUCCGAAUGAUAUUAAGAAAAUGGAGAAUCGGCGAAAGGCGCUACGCACACCUGGCAAUAUAAGGCGCAAUCAAUCAGCGCGCGAGAUAUCGCGAUUCGCCGAGUCGGCAAUGGCUGUGAAACGCGUGAUACUGCAACACUUUUCCAUGCGUUAUGACUACAUGAAAGAGCGCCCGAACAUCUAUCAGCCGUCGCAAUUGCAAGUAGACGCCCAGAAUAGCGGCGCCGGCGCGGACAGCAACAACAGUCCACCCAUAUUUAUAAAGCCACCACCACCACGUAGUCGCUCCAUGAAUAACACGCUGAGCGUCAGCAAUAAUCGUUCGAUCUAUGGCGGUCGUAAUAGCAAUCUUUAUGCUACACGCCAUUCGAGUCGUUUAGGCAGCAGCAUUAAUGGCGGCAAAGCGUCGAGCAUCUAUCAAUCGGGUGCACCAUCGUUCAAAACACUAAACGUACACCAAGAGGACGACGACGAUGAGGCGCUGGAAGCAUUUGGACGGCUCGAUGAAGAUGAAGAGUGGGCACAUGUGGGAGAGCAUCAGAACGGAUACUUUUCCGCCGCUAAUGAAGACGAUUUAAAAGCGGAAGUGGAAGCCAGACGUAGGCAAAUGGGAGAUAAUGCUGGAGAUGAGAGUGACUACGAGAGUUAUCCACAUCUUUGGCGUGUUAUGGACAAUGAGGAUGAGGAGGAGGAGUGUGAGUUAGGUGAUGAGGUGGAAGCAACCAGCACAAAUAGGCCAUAUGAACAGGAUGGCGAGUGCAGUGAUAAUAAUACGCCCCAUGACUAUAACGAUUACACCAGACGUCCAAAAUACUAUCUAGAUGAUAAUAACGAAGACGGAGAGAUGGAGCUCAAAGUGGUCGAAGAGUUGGAGGACAAAAAUCGUUGUCGUCAUGGUGAUUAUGGUGAUAAUGCUAUUACUAGUGAUGCGGAGGAUAGUUCCUGUGUUAGGAGUGGUGACGAAGGCAGUAAGACAACAUUACUACAGGGUGCCAUGCAAAUUAAGGAGGGAGAGAGAUCAGCCGAAGCUGAAACUGCUCUCCAGUUAAGUUUUAAUAGAUUACCUAAUAAUGAGAGUAAGGUUAAUGAUGAGAACAUGGAGAACGCAGAGUGGAAGAGGAGGAGCGUUGAUCAGGAGCGAAUGUUUGAAGUUAAUGAUUAUGUUAAUGUUGAUCAUAAUAAGGUUAAGGUUAAUGAUGAAUUUGAAGAAAAAGUUGCAGAUGAGGCAAAUAAUUCAUUUGCAAAGGCAGAAAUUGAUGAACAUGUUUUCAAGUUGGAGGAGGAAGAAAAUAUCGAAAAGCAAAAUAAACAACAGCAAAUAGAUUUUGCUAACGAAACGAAAAUGAAUUUCAAUGAAAAUUCAAAAACAAAUUUCAAAACUUAUUAUAACAUCCAAGAUAAUAAUAUUGAAACGAAGAAGAAUGCAAGCGGCAACAAAGCAAAUGAUUUGUUGCUGGACGCUGGACAAAACCAACUUCCAAUAAGUGAUAUUAAUUAUAUAACAAUCACCAAUUUAAAUACAACAACAAUCGCAGUUAAUGCAACCAAAACAAAUCACACCACCAACGACAACAAGAAUAGUAAUGUUUCGAAUAUGGAAACAGAAACCAAAACAAAUAUAGCAAACAAAAUCAUAAAAGAUGCAGAUAAUGUUACAACAACAACAAAAGAAAAUGCUAUAUUAUUGGCUAGUAUUAGUGAUUUGAAAGAUACGCUACCUGAACUUAAUGAGACUGCAAACAUUGUUGUCACCACGCCAAUAAACGGAGUCGCUGCCGAAAAUGCAGCAUUCAAUGGAAAAAGCGGAAAAUCUGCAACGCCUGCCGACAACAUAAUUGAUGAAGAGAACGGAGGAAAAGUUGUCGCAACGGAUGGGAAUGAAGAUGAGCUGGUGACUUCCAAGAAACGGGUGGCAACAAUGCGAACGACUUUUGGAAAUCAACAACAACAAACACAAAAACAGCUAAAACAGCAGCAGAAGCAGCCGCCAAAGCAAAAUCAAAAGAAGCAGCAGCUACAACAACAAACACAACAACAACAACCACAAAAUCAAAAACAAAAACAACAAACUUUGAUAAAAUCAAAGCGGUCGCCACGCGCGAACAAAACACCGCGUAACGUCUGCUUUGCGCUGGGCAACAACAGCGGUCGCCAUGCUGGCGGCGUUGACGACGUUUACGAUGCAUAUCAGAACAAUUAUGACGCCGAGUUAGAGGACGAUGCCGAUGAAGACGACGUCGUUUACGGCAGACCACGUUCGCACAGCAACAACAUCAACGCAACUGGUUAUGCACGUCGUCAGCAACCAUACAACAACAAUCAUCGACGCUACUCACAGCCAACAGCCGGCGUCAAUAAGCAGCAAGAACAGCAACAGUCGUCCGGACAGAAAGCCGAAAAUUGGCGCAAUCGCGGUGGUAUUCUAAUAAAUGGCAACAAUGCCGGCAACAGCAACGGAGACUCAUCGAACAGCACCGGUUUAAGUGCCACGGUUGCAGCAAAUAAUUACCGCAACAAGUAUCGUUCACAAGGUGGUGUCAAUUCGCCCGGCUGGAAUGUGGGCGGCGCUCAACGUAAUGGCGGCCACUACUACAAUGCCCGCUCCGGCGGUGGCAGUUACAGUCACGUCGGCGUAAGUGGUGCCUCGCCACCGUCCGAUGACAGCGGCAGCGGUUCUGCAAGUGCCAUACAUAACUGGCGUAACGAUUGCAUCUAUACGGGUGCGCGUAAUUGUGGAAUGCAACAGCGACGCAACUACCAGCAACCCAUACACGAUGGCAACGGCGGCAGCAUUAUGCGCGCGCAUUUCAACCGAAACAAUCAAUAUCAGCCGCGCAUCGGUUCAGGACGUUUCACGCAUUCACCAACCGGCAAUAUGUAUGUACCGCAGUCGCGCGGCAGUGCCGUCAGCGGCAUAUAUAAUAGCGGCCACGGUUUUGGUUUGGGUGGCGGCGGCGGCGGCGGCGGCAGUAGCAGUGGUUCACCACCAUCGGCUGGUGAGCUGGACAUUGGACUCUCACCGCCGAGCGAGAGUUUGUUAAUGCAGCGACGUAUGCGUGUAGUAGCAGGCGCUGGGCGGCAUCGCAAUAAUGACUUCGGUGUGGGCGAUUUCUGCCAAUCGGCAACGGCUAACGGUUAAUAAGCGAAAAGUUUACUACAUUCACAUCCAUAAAUACACACAUAAAUAUAACACAAAACAAAAUAACAUUCAUAGAAAUUGAAGCAACGCUCGUUUCACGAACGUUUUGUUGCUCUUAAAACGAAACCAACUCGAUUUCAUUUAUGUAUACUUAUUCAAAAAUCUAAAAACUAUGUAACUGUAGGUGUGUGUGUGUGAGUGCAACAAGUGCGUAAUGCGUUUUUCUUUUUAAGUAAAUGUGGGCAACCAGUAGUUUGUCAAUUAAAAGCGAAAGCCGGCGCGUGCUUUGAAACACUUUUUAAUCGCCCGCAAUUACUGCUUGUUUGUUGACUCUCUACUUUCGAUAGUGUUGCCCUCAGUACAUUUAAAAACUAAAAUUCACAUGCAUACUGUAACACCUCGCACACUUUUUGCGCUCACACAUUCACCCACACAAAAAUUCUGAACCUAUUCGGUUUUUUAAUAUCACUUAUGUAUUUCAAAAUCUACGAAAGAUAACCUACUUUUUUGUACUACUCGUAAUAAUUUAAUUUUCUUCUUUGUGUAACGGACAGCUUGUUUGUUGAGCCUGUUUAUCUCUAAAGCGCACAUGCCGCGCAUUUCGUUUAAAAGUUAAAAAGUAGCUUUGCGUAAAAGCUAACGAAAGCUCGUAAGGCUUGACGCAUGACUCAAAAUAAUAUGAAAUAAGUUGCAAUAUGUUGGCAAUAGUUAAAACAUAUAUUUUUUCCCCCCGAUUUUAAUUAGUUACAAGUUAAUGUCAGCAAUUUUGCUUACAAUUAGUUUUCUUUUAUCCAUACACCACUCUCUGUCGCGCUCAACAUCACACUGUUCGAAAUUCCAAAUACACAUAAUUUAGACGUAAUUACUACAUUAAUACUAUUAUCUCAAAAUUUUGUCUUAUUUUCUGAUACAAAUGUUUAUUUUCCAAUGUGUUUAAUUUUUAUAUAUAUCUUAUAUUAUUUCAAAGACUUUUCGUAACGACUGUUAAAUGUAAACCAAAAAAACAAAAAAAAAAGAAAAGAAACGCCAACACCAGAGCAAAAACAAAAGAAGCACACAUGUCAAAUUUUGUUGUAAGAUGAUUAAUAAGGAUGUUGAUGUUAAAUACGCUAUGGCUGUUACGAUGGGAAAACAAUGGCUUUUUGGCUCGCUUAUGUAAUGUGUAUUAUGAACGAAAAUGAGAAUAUACAAAAUAAAUUGUUCAUAUGUACGAACACCACACACUCAACACAUCUGCCACUGUGCACACUUACUUUUCUUACAUAAUACACAUACACAAAACACACACGUACAUAACCAAAA